UUAGCGCAAGGAGGGGGGCCUGCCACAGUAUGAGGGUUUUCUUUUUUGUUUGCUUUAAGUCAUUAGGUUGUCCGGUAUCAUGUAGAUAUUAGUUUUGUUACACACUCCUUUUCUUUCUUUGUUUAUAUUUAUAUAUAUAUAUAUAUGUUGCAUUCCUUUGGACAUUUUCUGCGUCAGUCGCCACUGUUUUCUUUUUUUUUGUAUUCUUUUUCCACAAACCAGGAUCAUCCGCAUACUGUGUCCUUACGGGUAGUCCGGAGUGUAACGGAGAUGGGGGAGGCAGUGAUUUCCAUCUUGAAUUAACAUAUAAUAAUCUAUCGAAGAGUUCGCGUUCCCAUUCUGGCAGAAUUGUAUGCAUUUAAUUAACAAGAAGACGAAGAUCAAAGACACGUAUGUAACGCGUCCACGCAAGGUUGAAGCUCCCUGAAACGCGCAACUGCAAGGUUUGAGGAUGGGUUGUGUGAAGAGUAAAGACGACAAAGGUUCUGCAGUUAAAUACAGACAUGAAAACAUGCAAGACUCUAUCAGUGCUCAUGUUGGUCAUUAUGGACCUGACCCCACUCAAAUAAACCAGUCUCCUGCCUCUAAGGGACCCACUUCAAACUAUAAUAAUCAUUCCAUAGCACCUUUUGGUGGGUCUUCUAUUAUGACACCCUUUGGAGGGGCAUCUUCAUCUUUUCCUGUGGUAACAAAUCCUUUCCCUGGUGUUGCUACAGGUGGAGUUACUAUUUUUGUGGCCUUAUAUGACUAUGAAGCUAGAACAACUGAUGAUUUAUCAUUCAAGAAAGGGGAAAGAUUUCAAAUCAUCAAUAACACGGAGGGAGACUGGUGGGAAGCUCGAUCCAUCAAUACAGGGAAAAAAGGAUACAUUCCUAGUAAUUAUGUUGCUCCUGCUGACUCCAUACAGGCUGAAGAGUGGUACUUUGGGAAAAUGGGACGCAAAGACGCUGAACGGCUACUUUUAAAUCCAGGGAACCAGCGUGGAACUUUCUUGGCAAGAGAGAGUGAAACUACUAAAGGUGCUUAUUCGCUCUCAAUUCGAGACUGGGAUGAAGCGAAAGGUGACAAUGUAAAGCACUACAAAAUCCGAAAACUUGAUAAUGGUGGUUAUUACAUUACAACAAGGGCUCAAUUUGAAACACUCCAAAAACUGGUGAAACAUUACACAGAACAUGCAGAUGGUUUAUGCCACAGACUAACAACUGUGUGUCCAACUGUUAAGCCACAAACACAGGGACUGGCUAAAGAUGCUUGGGAAAUACCUAGAGAAUCACUAAGAUUAGAAGUGAAACUUGGACAAGGAUGCUUUGGUGAAGUAUGGAUGGGUACGUGGAAUGGAACAACAAAAGUUGCAAUUAAGACAUUAAAACCUGGCACCAUGUCACCAGAAGCUUUCCUUCAAGAAGCCCAAAUUAUGAAAAAGCUUCGUCAUGACAAACUGGUACCUCUAUAUGCUGUGGUUUCUGAAGAGCCCAUCUAUAUUGUUACUGAAUAUAUGGCAAAAGGUAGUUUACUAGACUUCCUUAAAGAAGGUGAGGGAAAAUACCUAAAACUACCACAACUGGUGGACAUGGCUGCUCAGAUUGCAGAUGGAAUGGCUUUUAUUGAGAGGAUGAACUAUAUUCAUAGAGACCUGCGAGCUGCCAACAUUCUUGUUGGUGACAAUCUUGUUUGCAAGAUUGCUGAUUUUGGAUUGGCAAGAUUAAUUGAAGAUAAUGAAUAUACUGCUAGACAAGGAGCAAAAUUCCCUAUCAAAUGGACAGCGCCAGAAGCAGCAUUAUAUGGACGAUUCACAAUUAAAUCCGAUGUAUGGUCUUUUGGCAUUCUUUUGACAGAGCUGGUUACCAAAGGAAGAGUUCCAUAUCCAGGCAUGGUCAACAGAGAAGUACUUGAACAGGUGGAACGAGGUUACAGAAUGCCUUGUCCUCAAGGCUGCCCAGAAUCACUCCAUGAGAUGAUGAAAUUGUGUUGGAAAAAGGAGCCAGAUGAAAGACCAACAUUUGAGUAUAUUCAGUCCUUCUUAGAAGAUUAUUUCACAGCUACAGAACCACAGUAUCAGCCUGGAGAUAACUUAUAAGUCUCUUAGACAAAAUGACAUUGCAGUGCACAUUCUGCAAGUCACUUCAUGUGAAAAAACUGGAAUUCCAGUUUUAGUUGCACAAACCACUUUUAUUUUGUAAUUUUGCUCUGAACGCUAAUCCUGGAAAUCCACUAGUAUGAUUAUUGGAGAUACGUUUUGUAUUAAUUUUAUAAAACUGACUUGCCAUCAUUUAUUAAAAGUGACCAAGGCUUGGCUUUGUUUUAAAGGAUAUCCUCCUGUUACUGGACUGAUCCGCAGAUCACAUUUUACAUGCCAUAACAGAUGUCUGAAUUUUCCGUAUUUAUUGUGCUGGAUGAAAUUUAAACUUUGAAAGACAUGAAAAAAUUUGAACAUUGUAUUUUUUCUUUUUUUUCUUCUCUACAAUCCUUAGGUUCAUUUGAUCAACUAAGCUGCAUGCACUGUUUUUUUAUUAUUUGAUAAUUAAAACUGGAAAUACGAGGUGUUAAACUUAACUCUUUGGAUUGUUUUUGUAGGAAGGAAGAAUAGAUUCAUUUUUAUAUAUAUAUAUUUUUUUGUUAUAAUCCAUACAUAAACCAUGUUUAACUAGUGGAUUCCAAGGAAAUGCAUACAGCUCUUAAUUGGAGAUCUUAUUCCAAAAUGUUAAGUAUUUCAUAAAUAAUUUUGAAAAUAUUCAAAAUGUCACAGUUAAUUUUAAAGAAAUUGAAUGUCACAAAUGACACAACUAAAUCCUAAAGGUUUCUUUACAUAUGAAUGUCAGCAUUGUUUAAUCCUUAAAUUCAUUCAUUACAACAUACAUGACCAAUUUUUUCAUAUUUCUGUCUCAGCAGUAACAGAAUCCACUGAUAUACCAUGUUUUAAUUUUUAUCAAUCAAUUAACCAGAACAAAUGAUGUUGGUUGUCUGUGUGCUUUUUACUCAUUUUUUUGGUUUAAACUUUUUGAUGUAGCUACUGUAAUACACUAAACUGAAUUUGGGUUAUGCGGAAAAGUACUGACUGGACUGGAAAAUGCAAUGUUCGCUGCAGUGAGAGAGAACUGGUGCAGUCAUAGUCAGAUCAGUGUUCCAUGUUAAGAGAGCAUUGGUAAUACCUAAUGCAUUUGGCUUAAUAAAUUUUACAUGUGAAAAUCAUUAGUUCUGUGUAUAAACAUGUACAGUACCCUGAGUCAUUUGUAUAGAAAAUUAUAAUUGUAGAGCUCUGUGAAAAUUAGCUUAUUGAAUAUGAGCCUUUGGGUACUAAAAUUACCUCUGAUUGUUUCUUCUUACACAUAAUGAUGAAACCUUACACUAAGCAGAUUAUUUUGAAGAGUGCCAUUGGUUUUUAUGUGUAUUUAUAUGCUCCUCCAUGGGCACAGGGUGGUGAAUUUUAAAAGGGCUUUGUACAAAUUUCAGAGAGACUUUAAUUUUUUUAAUUUCUGAAAAAAAUAUAAAUACUAGAAAAUAUGGUUUAGGUACUGAAUUUCCUUUAAACCUUAAAUGGGGACAACCAUAAUAGUAAAUUUUUGGUUUUGGAUACUAACAAGAAAAAAUUUGUACAGAAAUUAAAUAAAAACACUAAUUCUUUUA
Polypterus senegalus (gray bichir) is the source of this 3624-nucleotide messenger RNA. It is a transcript of the gene yes1, whose product is annotated as YES proto-oncogene 1, Src family tyrosine kinase. Gene Ontology annotation, cellular component: extrinsic component of cytoplasmic side of plasma membrane. Gene Ontology annotation, biological process: cell surface receptor protein tyrosine kinase signaling pathway; cell differentiation; protein phosphorylation. NCBI's taxonomy places the organism in Eukaryota, Metazoa, Chordata, Cladistia, Polypteriformes, Polypteridae. The record is from RefSeq and is a predicted model, not a curated record. The transcript is spliced from 12 exons. Gene Ontology annotation, molecular function: non-membrane spanning protein tyrosine kinase activity; signaling receptor binding; ATP binding. Bases 452 to 2077 code for a protein of 541 amino acids.